Molecule: messenger RNA, 492 nt
Organism: Trypanosoma theileri
Lineage: Eukaryota; Euglenozoa; Kinetoplastea; Trypanosomatida; Trypanosomatidae
Exons: 1
Coding region: 1-492 (163 amino acids)
Source: RefSeq, a predicted model, not a curated record
AUGACAACGAUGUUCGUCCAACUGCGCCGCGUGGUGUACCUGUUGGUACUUCUGCAGUGCUGUGUGUGUGUGGCAUAUGCGGAAAGUGUUACGCCUUCCGCAGAACCCGAGGAAAAGGAUAUUUUACAGCGAACGAAAGAACUGAAAGCUAAGAUGAAUGAGGAAAAAAGUAAGACAGAAAGUGUAGCUGCUUCACUGAGGAAAGCAAGGGAAGAGUGCAAUGCAGAAGUACAGCGUGCCCAGAAUGCAGCAAGCAAAGCCCAUGAAGAUGAAAAACUUAUUAUGGAAGCUGAUAUACCACAUAUUAUGGGUAUGACUGAAAAUGUGAAUGAGAUAAAGAGUGAAUUGAAAGUGGCGGUAAAGAAGGCAGUAUAUACAGUCAGAGAAGCCACUGAUGCCGCUAACAAGUCGUAUUUGAUAGCUAAUAAAACAAAAUUUUUCUCGGAAGAAUUUUUGCAAAUGUCAAUGCAGUUGAAAUCCGUGACAGUAUAA